Messenger RNA from Cuscuta europaea, 3229 nucleotides. Lineage: Eukaryota; Viridiplantae; Streptophyta; Magnoliopsida; Solanales; Convolvulaceae. The record is from the annotation of a GenBank genome assembly.
UUUUAUGAAAGGACAUGAUUAAAGUUUAAAGUGGGCUUUUUAGAAGCAAAUGUGUAACUCUAAAUCUAUUCAUCCGCUGAAUCGCUGAACAUCUUCUACCAUAGCUAAGGCCUGAGUUUGUGACAUUCACAGUAGCGAUGGCGUGAGUGCGCGACAUCUUCUACCUCCAGCUUCUCCGGAGUCCAGAAUCUCCACCAUUACAACUCGCUUCAAUCAGAUACAAGGCAGGAUAAGAUUUGGUGUUUUUUCAAAUUACAUGUGAUACAGAUGAAAGAUUAGCUCUAAAGGCUAAGAUCUGAAGGACAUAUUAUUCCUUCUUUUAUAUUCGUUUCAUCAAGCAUGUCUACAGAAGAUGCAUCCAUUCAACUAAAUCCACACACCUCGAGCAGUGUAGUUGUUGAAAGUGAUGAGCUACAAGAACAAAGUGAUCAAGUUGAAAGAAUAGAACCAAUUGUAGCUAGCCAAGAAACUUCACAAAAUGCUGAAGAAGAGGAGUUUCAAAUAAAGAAAAGGAAAAAGACUUCUGAUGUAUGGGAUGAUUUUGAAGUUGUCAUGGUAAAAAGGGUUAAGAAGGCGAUAUAUACUCAUUGUUCACGUCAUUUUGCAUUGAUUAAAAUGGGUACCACAACUAGCUACAAGAGGCACCUAAAGAAUUGAGUGCAGAGAAAAAUGAAACUCAAGGAAAUGGAGCAGCAAACCAAGUUGAAUUUUUCACCGUGCGAUGGAGGUGCACCAUCACUUCCUCCUUUACAUGCUGAAAAGUUCGACAUGGAACAAAUGAGGGAAUCAAUAGCACAUUGGACAAUGAUGCAUGAGCAUCCUUUUACCAUUGUAGAAGAAGAAGGAUUUAACUUGAUGAUGAAACGAGGAAUUCCUAAAAGGAAAAGAAUCAGUAGAAACACCCAUAAGGCAUAUUGCUUGAAGGUUUAUGAGCUUGAGAAGAAGAAGUUGAAAAAGAAUCUUGAAGGUAUUAGUAAGAUAAGCUUGACAACAGAUUGUUGGAAAUCAAAAACUCAAAAGAUUGAGUAUAUGGUUGUUACUGGACAUUGGAUUGAUUCUUCUUGGAAAAUACAAAAGAGACUCUUGAGCUUCAUCAACAUUCCACCACCAAGGGGAGGUCUUCAAAUUUAUGAUGCAUUAUUCAAGUGCAUGAAAGAGUGGGGAAUCGAGAACAAGGUUUUUACUAUCACGGUGGAUAAUGCUACAAGUAACGAUUCUGCAAUUCGUUAUAUGAAGAAUACAAUCCAAAUGUCAAGAAAGUUGGCUUGCGAUGGAAUCUUAUUCCAUGUACGCUGUUGUGCUCACAUUUUAAACUUGUGUGUUCAGGAUGGGCUGGAUGAGAUUCGUUAUAUUAUUAGUGAAGUCAAAGAGAGCGUUGAGUAUGUUAAUCGCUCAGAGGCGAGGCGGAUUCAGUUUGCUAAUUGUAUGCACCAAUUGCAAUUGAAAGAUAAGAAGUUGAUUUAUGAUAGCAAAACUAGAUGGAACUCAACUUUUGAAAUGCUAAGUUGCGCUCUCAGGUUUAAAGACGCUUUUAGGAUGUUAAGUGAUUGUGAUUCGGGGUAUACAAGCUGUCCUCUUGAAGAGGAUUGGGAAGCGACACAUAUAGUUUCAGGCAGUGAGUAUCCUACUUCCAAUUUAUUCUUGAAAGAAGUCCAAAAAAUCAAAUCAUAUUUGGAUGCCAAUUCAAGUCACAAGGAUUCUUUUAUUCGGGAAUUAGUUUGCAAAAUGAAGCUAAAGUUUGAUAAAUAUUGGGGCGAGUGCAACUUGUUGAUGGCAUAGCUGUGGUGUUAGACCCCACAAAGAAAAUGCUUGCAAUCGAGUUUUGUUUUCCUAAACUGUUUUCGAAGGAGGAAGCUGGACAAAAUAUUUCAAAAGUGAAGCAAACUCUAACUUCUCUUUAUGAAGAGUAUGCUGCUGAUUCCAUGAACAAAGUGAAUACUUCUUCAGUACAUUCUGAAAGAUGUGGUUCUUCAAGCAAUCUUCAGAGUACUAAAAGUUAUGCCCAUGUUUGGGAUGAAGACUUUGAAUCAUUUUGUGCAGAAAUCGAGACUAUAGAACCUAUAAGAUCUGAACUAGUAGAUUACCUGGAUAAGAGUCGCCUCAAGAAGAAUGAAAUUUCUGAAGAGUUUUCUUGUUAGGACUGGUGGCGUAUGAACCGGAUACAGUAUCCAAUACUCGCACAAAUGGCUAAAGAUAUUUUAGCCAUUCCAGUUACAAGUGUCGCUUCUGAAGCCACUUUUAGUGCAGGUACAAGGGUUAUUGAUUCUUACCGUGCAUCAUUGUUACCUGAAACGGGUCAAGCUCUGCUUUGUGGAGGAGAUUGGCUUCGUCAUAUGUAUGGAAUAACAAAAAAGAAAAAAGACAAGUCAUACGAAGAAAUAGUUCUUCCCGAGUCUACAUGAUGAAAGUAGGUUACCUUCAAUCUCUCUACAUUGUUUGAUGGUUAACUUGAAAUUCUCUUUUUAAAUAGAGUAUGUCGUUACAACUUGCUUGAAAUUUGUUAGGUUAGUUCUAGUUCUGACUUGCUUGAAACUAAAACUCUUUCUUUUCUUGCAUCUCUCUUCCUUACUGUCCAACCGAAAGAUAAUGCUCUUUGCAGGCUGGCCAUGGCUAUGUUGGGGGGAGGAUGUUGAGCCGAUGCUGUAUAAAUUUUUGCUUGUGGUAUAGUUAUCUACUCCUUCAGUUGUUUCAAAAAAUUGAGCCUAGUUGUAGACUAAAUUGGGUGUGUAGUCUUGGUUCCAAUAUUUGAUUGCCUUCUGUACGUAAAUAUCAGAGAAUGGACCUUUGUUGAUUUUGUCUAUCAAACAGGGAGCAGUUUCAUGCAAGCUUUGUUCUACAGAUGUCCUGUUUCCAUGAUUGUUACGUACUAUUAACAUUCUUAAAUCUUAAUGCUUGAUUUCAGUUAAGAUAAUAGUUUGAUCUGUUGUUCUUUUUAAAUUUUGCAGAUUAGUAAGUCUAACUUUUCUGUGGCAAGGGUGUUUGAUGUUAAUACAAUCUGGAUGACAAAAGGCAUGGAACUUGAAGUUGAAAAGCACAUUUGAAUGCCCAACGUUUUUGUUACUUAAUUAUGUUUUUGCUCAACGAACUAUAACUAGUAGUUAUUAUGUUUUUUGUAUUAGAGUUUAUUACAACUGUUCUGAUACUAGUUAUACUAUUUAAAACUCAUGUUUGAUAUUUUAAUGUACAUUAGUUUCUUGUUUUAACAUAAAAAAUUGGUUAUUUUAUUUGA